ACGUUGUCCACUCAAAAUCAUUAAUACUAACAACAACUUCUUAAAGAAAAACUACCACAUCGUCAUAAUCAUAGUAAUAAUCUUAGUCACAAUCAAAUUCGUCUUCCUCAAGUUAUUUUUGCAUACAUAUAUACACCAAUAGUAUCUCAGCAACUACCAUUCGCAUCCGAAGCUACCCUCUUUUGUAUGAAAACGACACAAUGACCGCCCUUCAGCGAAUACGGCACCGCUACUUUACAACUGUUUUCCGCUACAUCUCGUUCGUGCUCUCGAAGCCGCGGCUCGUGAUCAUGAUCCCUUGCAUUGUUGUGUUCGUCAUGGCCUACAACGUUCUCUACGACUUCACAAUCAAACGGUUCAACUCGCAGUUGGCAGCACAUUUCGGUAGCGUUUCUGCGCUAAACUUCAAUACCAACCCCCGGCCCAACUCGCAGUUGGUAUCACAGCUAUCAGAAAUCGAUUUCUCUGUACCCAAACUGCUUUCCAGCAUAGUUCUAGCAUGGAACAAAGAGACAAUCAUCGACACCAACGGUGACGAUAAUGUGUUUGACGUUCGUUUCUUUACCGCGAUGGAUAUGCUCGUGUCAAACUUGACGACUUCAUUUGAUCACGCCACCGUAAUAUCGCCUCUAUCGUCGCUUCCCAUUGAUAUCACCAGCCCCACAAGUUUAUCCUAUGGCCACAGAAGAGCAGUCCAUUUCAGCAACUACGUCAUUAAGUUCUUCAAUUAUGACAUAAACAACAUGCUCACGUUCUUGUUCUUCAACAAGUUGAUGAAAUCAAACCACAUCAUUAAAUACUCUCAGAGUGUGCGAGUUUUUGUAAUCUACGACCAAGGUAGUGACCUCAAGGAAUAUCUCACGUCUGUGCUUCCCGACAUCGGCAAAGUUCUCGCUGUAGAUACUAUCAUCACUACCACCAACACCGCUAGUAUCCGUGACUUUGUCCACUACUACUUUGUUCAGAACAACUCGUCGUUGCCCAUCAGUGUUUUCCUCACAGUGUGCAAUUCUGUAGUUUUUACUCUGGUCUUGGUAUUAGUUUUGCUUGUGUAUCUCUCCAUUGCUAACGAGCACAAAAUCCGCUCCAGCGUCGGACUACUCAUAGGAUGGCUUGUCAGCGGCUUGAUAGCCAGUACAGCUGCCGUCAGUCUUAUCUCCCAAAUUCAUAACUAUCUGUCGUGGAGACUCAUCUUUGAGCCACUGACUAUGUUCACCAAAGCUGCCUACAUGUUCGCUGUGAUGUUGCUCAGUGCUCGCAAUCUCUUCACCACCAUCAACUUCUUGUCUAACAAGAGCGGCGGUGAAUCAGACUUACACAAGCGCUUGUACUAUUUCUACACAGGAUGGCAUGGUUUGCCCAUCUUGUUAAAGAGUCUCUUCUUCAACAUAGUCGGGUUGUUUGCAUUGCAAUGUGUGGGAAUAUAUCUCUUGUACUAUUAUACAGAGGGGUACUUCUUUUCCUACGUAUCGCAUCGUUUUGCCAGAGUCGGCGAAGCCAUUGUUGUAAGCCUUGUCAUCGACUUCAUCUUGCAGUUGUCGUUUCUCUCAGCCAUUAUUGUAAUUGACUUGAAGAGAAUGGACUUGACUGACUACAUCCAGAAUCACCAAAAUUUCAACAUCAGUGACGGAUAUAUGGACAGUGAAGAUGGUGAAUCACGUGGAAGUGUAUUCGAAGGCGUUAACAUCUUCUCGUCCUUGCUUUUAAACUUGCAGGCACCUUCAGAUCUCCGUCCACCAAGAAAAUCUUUAAGGCACAGUUUGGGCCAGUCGUUCUUGAAAGUCAAUUCCAGCACCACUUUUCAUGGCUUUGGUUGGGGUGUCCUCAUAAUAGGAUUGAUACAGUUGCUCGGAAUAUUUAUCCACUGGGUGUUGGUGAUACCGUACCAUUUGCUCAAUGACAAAAGUUCUAUAAUGGGUCUAGGGGAAACAAUUAUACUUCAUAAUUCAAACACCUUGAUCUACUACUUGGAACUCAUAUCUAUAUUGUUGUUCAUUGUUGCUGUGUCAUUCCUAGCAUUCAAGUUUUCUCAUGACCCUGCAACUACUGCUUCUACACCUCAGCAAUUUACGGAAAAGGACUUUCUUCCUGAUGCUAGAUAUUUCAAUGCCAUUGAAUUGCCCAAGGGGUUCAAUAUGGGGCAUACGUUGGAUAUUAUCAAGAUUGAGGCCAAUUCGAAGACUUCUUUCGUGGUCACUAUUGGCCUUGAUCACAAGGUAUUAGUUUGGUCACCUUUAUCAAAUCCAAUUUCUAAACCUAUAGACAUAUCAACUACACUACAAUUACCAAAUGGGCUGAAAACAGAAUUUUGGCCAAUUAACCACGUCUCAAUUAGUGACGAUGGAAGCUACAUCAUUUUGAUUAAUUACAAAUAUGGUCUAAUGAAAUGCUUUGAAAGACAAGAAUUGUGCUACAAGUGGGAAGUACAGUUAACUGAGGAUUUGCUACAAUUGAUUGCAAAUAAGAAGUUUAAAAUUUUGGAAUCAUUCUUUAGAAGAAGAACUGUACCAGGGUUCUUGGCAAGAAAAAUGUUAAUGAAUAAGAAGGCUACAAAGGGAAGGAGCAGACGAGGCAGCGAUGCAUCGACGACAUCAGUGGCUUCAGCAAUUAACGGAAAUUUCCCUCCACCAAUUUCCAUGAAAUCUCAUGGCGGCCAACAACGAGAGAGACAUGAACCCACAGAAGAACAACUUUCCAAAGAAUUAUUGAGAGAUGAGUUUACUAUAGUACUCGAAACUGGAGAUUUGAUUUCAUUUUCAUGUGGAAGUGGGAAGACCAAGACAACAAAUAUUCUAGAAGCAGUCUAUGGUGAUGUUGCAGACGGAUUGCUGUUAAUAUCAGCGUUGAAAGUUACAACUCCGAGAGUUAAUGAUAGAAUUGUUUGUCAAAUCAGCAACUCCGAUUUAAUUGUGGCGACUGCGGUUAAUAACAAUUGGAAAUUCAGGAAAUUGCCAAUUAAAGAAGGAACCUAUAACCAAGAAUUAAAGAUACAACCAUUAAGAGCUCCACCAUCGAGAACUCGCCUUAACGAUUUCAGUUCUGUUUACCAAGAAAAAAUACAGGCAGUUGACAUCAAUAGCGAAGACAAGGAAAAGCCCAAGCUGAUAUCUGAUUUCCAAAUCAAUCGAGCUACCAUUGUCAGUGUUGAAUUUGUUGGAAUGAUCGUUAUAGUUAAAGACCAAGUGGCAGAAUUGAUUGAUAUUCAAAGCGGGAUUGUUUUAAAGAAAUUCAACAUUGGAAGUUUCAAGCCGCUGACAUUCCGAGUGUCGCAUCUGGAGCCUACUCAUUGUAGGUUCUGUGGAUGUGCCUCAAUUCAAUCAUUUUCGAUCUUGUACGAAGACUAUGAUUCACCAACGUUGAUCAUUCACACAUAUAAGAUCGAUAUCAAAAGAUCUAAGACCAAUAUCUGCUUGAGAGUCGAAAGAGAUCCCAGAGAAAUCAGAUGCUUGGGUUUCAACGCAGUGACAGAUCACCAAUUUUGGUACAAUAACAUUGUUGGCUGGGAGUUAACGGAUGUUAACAUGGUAAUCGGAUUGAAACGGAAGCAUACCGUAGAUGAUGACGACAACCAUGGCAAGGAUUUGGACUCUGAAGAGGACUUUACAGCCAACAUCGAUACAACGGAUUUAAAUUCCAUUAUAGAGUACGGGGGCUUGGGGUCUCUUCGAAACAGAAAUAAAAAGAAAACUAAAGCUGCGCUGAACGUAUACAAGUCAGAUCGGUUUACGAUUGAUAAGGCGUGGGAGAGUUUCAUCAUUACUGUGCUCGAUGGCCAGAUGAUCAAUUAUCAGAUUCCAUUGAACAACAAGCUCCGCGACACUGAUUUGAUAAUGAACAAGAUCAAUUGUGUCAAGAAGUACGGUUACAAGUCCAUUAUAUUCAAUGUGGGCAAUCUACUGGAAGUUUUCUACCUAGGGAACGACAAGUUGAUAGAGAACGACUUGUACUAUUCUGGCACAAAUGCCACUAUCUGGUCUGUUUUGGAAGAAGAUGCCCAAAACAAUGGACCUGGAGCUCAACUCAAAGGCGAUUCGGCGGCAAAGCCUCCGCAAGCUGUGAACAGCGAGUUACUCUUCAUAAACAAGAGGAGGAAAAUGAGAGAGAGAAGCAACAUCGGCGGAAAUUCUAUUAUAUCCGUGUAAAAAGUAUAUGUAGCACAGAUGAUUAAGUGAACGACGUUUGAUUUCGGUUACGAAGAUAGCACUAAUCGCAAUCGUAGUCCAUACUGACAAACCCAAUUGGAAAAUAAGCUUAAGCAAGUGACGUAAUUACGAAAGAGAAGUACGCGUUAUCCGUCACCCGUUAAGCGCCGACACACUGAAAGGCAUCGGCCCUAAGUGGCACUCUUGAGUCACUCAUGCUAGUCUUGCUGAAUCAUCAGCCUUAUUAAUUUUAGCAUUUUCUUCCUAUAAUAGGACCACUUUUCAUUGUAAGGCGAAGUCCGAUCCUAAAUCAGCCGAGAAAAUAUUAAAUUUAGAAUAGUAGUAAAUGUAUGGAGUUUGCAUGUA
Scheffersomyces stipitis CBS 6054 is the source of this 4508-nucleotide messenger RNA. RefSeq lists its product as uncharacterized. Bases 201 to 4142 code for a protein of 1313 amino acids. The record is from RefSeq and is a predicted model, not a curated record. Lineage: Eukaryota; Fungi; Ascomycota; Pichiomycetes; Serinales; Debaryomycetaceae. The transcript has a single exon.